Ceutorhynchus assimilis (cabbage seed weevil) is the source of this 2040-nucleotide messenger RNA. The record is from the annotation of a GenBank genome assembly. NCBI's taxonomy places the organism in Eukaryota, Metazoa, Arthropoda, Insecta, Coleoptera, Curculionidae.
CAAGCCCAUAACAAAACACCAAUAAUUAUUAGUUUUUGGGUGUAUUAUAGUGAAAAAUAAUAUGUAGUGAGAUAUGAAUAAGAAUAUUACGAUAUCGGAUCUCAACGUAGAGAUACAAGGGAACGGGAAUGGUAUUCGAAAAUAUUUGGGUGCCAAAAUUGGAAUUUGCGUUAUAGAAUUUCUACUAGCCUCAGUGUUUUAUUGUUAUGGAAUCAUCCUCUCUGAAUACGUCAUACUUGGAACUCAUAAAUAUGGAGACGGUUUAUGGACGUCUAUUUUAUUUAUUUGCAGUUGGAGCUUUACAGAUCCAAUUGCCAGAUUCAUUUCAGAAUACUUUGAGGAUCGCAAAAAUAUACUCCUCAAAUACCUAAUGGGAUUUAGCUCAGCUAUACUUUUUAUUGCAGUGAUGAUUCCUGGAAAUAUAAUUGCGUAUAUGAUUUUUGGAGGUUUAUUGUCCAAUCUCGUCUCCAAUCAGCUCAAUUUUUUUGCCAUAGACAAGCUGGACAUGGACAGUAAAGUUUUUGAAGCUUUUCGUCAAAUCUCUAGAGCAUUGAGCCUAUUUAUCAUGCCCCAAAUAAUUUGCUUGUUAAUUACUUAUUAUGAAGUCAAUCAAGUUAAAUUGAUAUUUGGUGCUGUUUUGUUUAAUAUUAUUCCUGCCGCACUCAUAAUUAAAACUGGUGAAGAAACACGUAAUAAUGAUUACGAUACUGAAAUGUCUCGAUAUCAAACUAUUGGUCGUUUUUCUCAUCAAAUGCAAGAAAUGAAAAGCUUCACAAAAGAAAAUGAUGACAAUCUUUCUGAAAGUAGUUCAACAUCGAGCAAAGAAGAACCAGUUUUUGAAAUAAAUCCCAAAUAUAUCCGAGUUGAUAACGGCAUCGAAAAUGAAGCAUCCGAACAUAUUAUCAACGAUUUAUCAGUGCCCACAAUGCAUUUGAGUCCUGUUAAUGUUCAAUCGUAUUUUCUUAAUUUUGGAGUGAGCAUUUUACCUGGUAUUCCCGAAGAAGAUGAAGAAAUCGAUGACAUAAACUACAUUAACCCAAAAAGACUGAGCGUCAUAAGUAGCAAACUGGAAGAAUUAAAUAUACAAGAUCAAAUACGACGUGAAAGCAUUAAAGAAGUUUUUAGCAUUAAUGAGGUACAUAAACCUGAGCGUAUAAACACAAUCGAAUACAUACCAAAUUUCAAAGAAGAAAAAUCUAGAAUGUCUGUUUUGGAUGAGUUGAAGAACUUUCAAAGGUCCAGUCAUUGUUUCCAUUGCUCGCCAUACAGAAAAUAUAUCUGGACUAGAAGGUUGAGAAUGGUGAAGGAUUUUUUUAAUGAUAAUUUUUUACGUCCGCUUUACCACGCUUUGAAAAACUUAUAUUUUUAUCCAGCGUUGAGCACUAAAAUAACCACCAACUUGGUGUCAACGUUGUACAUAACUUUAGCUCCUUUCAUGGCAAUGGAGAACUCGUGGAAACAAAAAAUGCUUAUUUUUAGUACAGAAAACGUAACAUUUUUACUCACUUAUGUUGCAUUUGCUUGGUGCUUUUUCCUUGUAGGCUUACCAUUGGUUUUUAAGCUCAAUCAAAACAAAAUUCGAAUGGUUUUUGCUUUCGGAUUGGUUGUCAGUGGGACUAGUUUAUGGUUUCUUUCAGCUAAAUUAAGUAACGAUGUUAUUACUAUAAGUAGUCUCCUGUUCGGUUUUGGUUACGGCAUAAUCACUUACACGGAAAAACAAGUUUUCAAAACCUCGAUUGGGAUGAGGCCUUGGUACUUGGUGCGAGGACCUCUAGAAGUCCUCUCUGCCGUUUUUAUCCUUAUAAUUUAUCACGUUAUUUAUUUAAACAAAGUAAAUUUGAAUUGGUUACUGUUCUUGGCCGCAAUGUCCUAUUAUUUCAAUGCUGUUUUGUGGCUUUGCAUGCCGUUUUUCAAGUAUUUUAUCAGUAUUGUCAAGAGGAUAAUUUUCGACGAACGAAGUCAACAGGAAGAGUUUUUUCAUUAGAGGAGGAUGUGUUAUGUGUAUUUUUUUCUAAAUAAAAUGUGAUAUUUUUCAUUUAU